GGCGGCGGCGGCUGCUCCGGCGGCGGCGAGACGCAGGGCGGCUGCUUCUCCACGCAGGGAUCUUUGCGAAGCUGCGCCGAGAUGUCUUCUUCCAAAGCUAAGGAGGUUUUCUCCUCGGACGAAGAGGGCCCUGCAGCCGGGGCCGAGGAUCACCACAAAGUCAAGGUCUCCAGUUUGCCGUUCAGCGUGGAAGCGCUUAUGUCCGACAAAAAGCCGCCCCGAGAGGCGAGCGGAAGCGUCGAAGGGGCUGGCUUGGGUACUUCCAGGAACCUGCUGUUGCCCACUCACGUCUCCAGGGAAGCUCCCAGUCCCGGCGGGCUUACAAAAACCUUCGAGACCUCGUCGGUGAAGUCCGAAAACUCCGAGGAUGGCUCGUCCUGGAUCCCAGAGGCCGGCAGAUACUCCCCUCCCCCAAGGCACCUGAGCCCCACAGCCUGUACACUGAGAAAACACAAGACUAACCGGAAGCCCAGAACACCCUUCACAACCUCCCAGCUGCUGGCUUUGGAGCGCAAGUUCCGUCAGAAGCAGUAUCUGUCCAUUGCUGAAAGGGCCGAAUUCUCAAGCUCCCUCAAUCUCACAGAGACCCAGGUCAAAAUAUGGUUCCAGAACCGGAGGGCCAAGGCAAAAAGACUGCAGGAAGCAGAGCUGGAGAAGUUAAAAAUGGCAGCAAAGCCCAUGUUGCCGUCUGGGUUUAGCCUCCCUUUCCCUAUCAACUCACCUCUCCAGGCAGCCUCUCUCUAUGGAACGUCGUAUCCCUUUCACAGACCUGUGCUUCCCAUCCCACCUGUAGGACUCUAUGCUACUCCCGUGGGAUACAGCAUGUAUCACUUAUCGUAAGAAGGUCGGAAAGUGAGGACAUGGUACCUGACUGACUGAUGGAGCGUGCUCAGUUAAAGGGUGCCGUACAGAACCACGACUGGUCAGUUUUCACCUACUUGUAAUGUGCCUUAUCAAAUAUAUAGGAGUUUGGACCCAGAACCUGUAUUCUGCAUCUUGGGAACCAACCAAAUGUGAGCUCAGCAUCUAGAAUCUGAUCCUGAAAACAAGU
This is a messenger RNA of Candoia aspera, 1051 nucleotides long. It is a transcript of the gene MSX2, whose product is annotated as msh homeobox 2. Gene Ontology annotation, cellular component: nucleus. Gene Ontology annotation, biological process: embryonic morphogenesis; regulation of transcription by RNA polymerase II. Lineage: Eukaryota; Metazoa; Chordata; Lepidosauria; Squamata; Candoiidae. The coding region runs from base 82 to 840 and encodes 252 amino acids. Gene Ontology annotation, molecular function: DNA-binding transcription factor activity, RNA polymerase II-specific; RNA polymerase II transcription regulatory region sequence-specific DNA binding. The transcript has 2 exons. The record is from RefSeq and is a predicted model, not a curated record.